AUAUGUCACAUGCACCAAUACCUCCAAUACAUGUCGGUGCUACAGUACCUGAGUCAUAUACUGUGCUUCAGCAUCGAAUCGUUGCAGCUGAGGAGCAAACAGAUGCUUUAAUUCAAGAAUUAGAGAACCUGGGAUUUGGUAUUGAGGACUCUGGAGCACCUAAAAUUGGUGAUUAUGACAGCUGUAGGCCUGUCAGUCCUCUCCAUGCCAGAAAAGCAUUUGGCAGUGAAAGUGAUGUACUGUGGAAAAACUAUGAAUUUCUAGUGAGCCGUGUAUGCCGGCUGGAAAGUGUUAUACAAACAAUGAAAUUGAACGUAUUUCGAAUACAGACAGCAAAGGAGCUCAACCCUGAGUAUUCAGCUUUCAUAAUGGACCACUUGGCUGUAAUGCAGGAAGAACAUGUUCAGGAAAUAAAGAAAAUACAGCGGGAGAUCAUGCGUUUCAGACAGCAGCUGAAUGAAGUUAGUGAAGAAAAAGAGGCAGCUCAAGAAGAAAUAGAAAGGCUGAGUGCUGCUCUGGAAAUAACCACAACAACUAAGACAAAUGUGGCAAUGGCAGCAGAGGAACUGAAAGCAACAAACACCAGAAUGAGCCGAAAAAUGCAAGAGGUGAUGCAAGAGCUGGUCCAGGAAAUAAGUCUCCGAAAGGCUUUGGAAGAAUCUCAUGUUCAUCUGUUACAACGAGUGCAGGAAUUGGAUAAAGUAGUGGAGGUUGAAAGAAAACAGGUCAAGGUGCUACAACAGGAUAGCCUUGCACUCAGAAAGAAUGAGCAGUUGACUCAGGAGAGAUUGCAACAAGAGCAGCAGAAAACAAGUGAUUUGGAGAAAAUUCAAAAACAGCUAAAAAUAGAAUCAGAUGCUAAAGAGUCCAUUAUUUCCCAGUUGGCUGAUGAAGGCAAGAAAACACAACUGAUGUUAAAGAACCAACAGGAAGAAAAUGCCAACCUUCAAAGUGAGAUUGCAUUACUGAAGGAUGUAGUAGAAAAAUUGCAGGCUUUGAAUGACCAGCUAGAUGCACAGUGUACUGAACUGAGUGGCACACUGCGCUCUUUAUCUGUGGAGAAUGCCAAGCUUUUAACAGAACAUCAAGCAUCUUUAAAGGGUGAACAGGAAAAAAUGAAAGAAAAGUUGUAUGAACAGGAACUAUUACUGGAUGCAGCUAGAGCAAGUUUUUCAGCAGAGCUACAGUGUGCAGUAAAUGAAAAGCAACAGUUAAAAAAAGAGUUAGAAGCUCUAAGAGUAGAGUAUAUGGAGGCACAGCAGAAAUUUGAAACAGUGGAAAAAAAGACAAUAACACAACAGAAGCUUCUUGAGUCUGAAAUUACCAAUCUGAAAGAGAAUUUAAAGACUUCUGUUAAUGAAUGUGAACACAUUAAACAGGAAAAAGAAACCCAAAUAGACCAGGCAAAUAACAUAAUUGAUAAUAUUACAAAGGAGAAGAAGAUACUUCAGAAACAAGUGACUGAGAACCAGUUUAAGGUGGAUGCAUUGACUGCUGCAUUGAAGAAACAAGAGACAGAAAAUGGGCAUCUCGUUGAGUGUCUAGCAGCUCUGGAACAUCAGCAGCAAACGCAGCAGCAGCUCAAGCAAGUCCUUGAUGAAAUGUCAGAGAGUAAAAACAAAUUAGCAUAUGAUAAGGGAAGGCUACAGUCCAGAGUGCAACAGUUACAGGAAGAACUGCAGCACCGAUCUGAUGCCAGCUCUGAAAAUGUUCAGUUACGGAAAGUUAACGCAUUGCUUGAGACUAAAUAUUCUCAGGUACAGUUGGUAUUGGAACAAAAGGAGAAAGACUUUGCCUUGACCAUAAAAUCUCGUGAUGAAGCCCUUUGUGAAGCACAAAAACUGAAGGAACAUAUCGAGGUGAUGGAAAAAAAAGAAACAAAGAAGAUUGCAAGUCUUCAACAACAUGUAACAUACUCUAAGCAAGAUAAUGGUCAAAUGGCAGCAACUCUAGAGAAUGUGUUAAUGUCACACAGAAAACUCCAGCAAAUAACAGAGAAACUACAAAUAGAACUUGGACAAAGAAUCGUGGAAAUACAUAGCUUGCAACAGGACAAAUCUCAUGCCCAAAUAGUUCUACAGAGGCUGCAUUCUGAGCUGGAAGAUUUACAGGGUAAGCUGGCUAACAUGGAAGCACAGCACAGUAUUCAAGAGAUGCCUCUCCAUAAAGGACUAGAGGUUGCUAGACAAGAUAAUAAGAAACUAGCACACAACUUGGAACAGACUUUGCAGGCAAGCAAUGAUUUACAGAUCAAAUUAAAUCGUCUCCAAGAUGAUUUGGACAAUAAAGAGAAUCAACAACGGCAACUUCUUCACAACAGAGAACAAGAAGUUGAGAGUGCAAAAAUGGAGUCCAAAAUUUUCAAUGAACGAAUUGAAACUUUGAAAAAACAAUUCCAAAGUGAGAGAGAGGUUGCACGGAAAGCCAGUCAGAAAGAAAUAAUAGAACUUAGAAAAGCCCUUGAUGAAACCACAUCCAAAUCUGCAGAACUGUCACGAGCUAAUAGAGAAUUACGACUGAAAGUUACUGAAUCUGAGAAGAACAUAAAAUGUUUGAAGGCAAAGAUCAAAGAUCAGAAAACACAGCUGAAACACCAUCUGGAGACCAAAAAAGCUGCUGUUCAAAAUACAGAAAGAAUCAAGGAAUUUGAAGCUGACUUGAAGCAGAUGGAGAUAAUAAAAGACCAAUAUCAGAAAAAGAACAAUGAGCAGUCUCAAAUGAUUUUAAAGUUUAAGGCAGAGAUGCAGAUUUUACAAGAGGAACUUCAGAAUGUGGCAAAAAGUCAAAAUGAGGCAGUGUCUCUCCACCGACAACAAGAAAUACAGCUAAAGAAAGAACGUGAGCUUAGUCAAGAGCUGAGGAGAAAAUGUCAGGGUCUUGAGGAGAAGGUAAGAAAUCUACAAAAUUACAGAGAAGAAACUGAGCACAAACUGAAGGAAGCCAGUUUGGAAUCACAGCAGAUCAGUGCCAACCUGGAGGAAGCACGUCAGUGGUUUAAGUCCAAGUUUGACAGUCUGCAAGCAGAACUGAUAAAGACCCAUGGAAUGGAUACAUCAAAAAAACAAUUGUCCAAUGGAGAAAAUCUCAUGAAGACUGGUGGAGAUUUAAAUUUGAGAUCAGGUCAAAGCUUGUGGUAAAUUCAAGCUAUUUUUGGAAAGGGCAUGAAGAUUUCAACAAUUGAAAUUCCAAGCCAAUCCAGCCUCAGUUGUUGGGAAACUAAUCAGAAAUUUAAAUUUAUCUUCAUAAAAUAUCA
Messenger RNA from Pristis pectinata (smalltooth sawfish), 3253 nucleotides. It is a transcript of the gene ccdc150, whose product is annotated as coiled-coil domain containing 150. NCBI's taxonomy places the organism in Eukaryota, Metazoa, Chordata, Chondrichthyes, Rhinopristiformes, Pristidae. The record is from RefSeq and is a predicted model, not a curated record. The coding region runs from base 3 to 3137 and encodes 1044 amino acids. The transcript is spliced from 26 exons.